AAAUCAGGACGAAAAUCAUGUUGACUAUUCUUCUGAUCACGGCAAUGAUUGGCCAAGGUCAGUCAUGGGACAGCUAUGGAACAAGCUUCAUCACAGUAUUCCCAGAAAACAUAGCCUUCUACUAUCCACGUACUCCAGUCAAUACUCUCAGUAUCACUGCUCUCUUUCCCGACACCAAGGUGAAUGUCUUGGUCUCAGAGGUAUCGACAUACUCAGACACACUGCCAGCAGGAAAGCCCGUAAAUGUGACCCUGCCACUGGGUACUGAGGAAUACCACCUUGGUUCUACUUCUCAGACUGUCAGAGUCAGCAGCACGGGGCUCAUCGUGGUGCAAUCAAUCAGCAAGAAAGGAGACAGUGUGCAAACUAAUGUUGUUCAGCCUCAGAAAAAUCACGGUACGUUGUAUACCAUCCCCUCACUGAAUUACAGCCAGAUGCUUAAUACUUUUUAUCAGUCAGCAAGAAACGUCAGCAAGAGAUACAGCUCUUUCAGGCUGGUUAUUAUCAAUGGAGAAUAUUUUAUUAUAUAUGUCACAAUUGUAAAACUGGCUAAAAAUAAGACCUACACGCUCAAUCCCUUCACCGCUCUCCAGCUCCAAACUGACGGGACAGAAAUUGCAGUUUAUUCUGAUAAUAAAUUGGCUGUGAUGCUGACCCAUCCUUGUGUAGAAACGGAAGAAUGCAGAUGCAACAUGGUGCUGAACCAACUUUAUCCCGACAGACUGCAGGAUAGCAGAUUCGUCGUACCCUCAAUACUCAAGACCAGCAACUUUUGGCUGCAUGUGACGUCCUCAGUGAAAACCAACGUCAGUGGCGGUGAUCUAGAAUUGAGUACUGUGAAUGCCUAUUCCUCAAAACUCCUAUCCCUUCCAUCUCUGCAGUUUGAAUCCCAGUUCAUCAACACAUCUUUUCCUGCUUCCCUCCAGCUUGUCGGUCCAGGCAUCAUCGUUGAACUGAUCUCACAAUAUAUGUUCUCUGCGUGCUACCUAGUGCCUGUCAGCUCGACAGAUGCCAAGGCCUUAAUCAUAUCAGAGACAAACUACAGGGAUAGUGUGUAUGUAGAUGGUGAUUUGCUUUUAUCCUCUGCAUGGAGCACCAUCGCCAAUUCGGUGUACUCAUCGGUGUUAGUGCCUCUUGACGCCACGCACGUCAUCUGGCAUCCAUCCACAAAGAUAGCCGUGUACGUGUUUGAGAAGAGCACACAUGUGUAUGGAGGCCCAGCUAUUCCUUUAAGCGAAAAUCCAGACUCUUUAGGCUGUGCAUUGGUUCCUUCUAAGUUUGACAUCAUCGUCACACCUCAAACCUGGCCUGAAUCCCAUCAGUACUGUAAGCUCAUAAGUGACGAGCUAUUCAGUCCCAGCAAUGAAGCGGCUCAUGCGGAGAUGGCUAGCAUUCUGAGUAAUGACCAUAAGAAUGAGAGGUUCUGGAUCGGCGUGCGUCGCAGUCUGCUGAAGUUAGACUGGUACCGGCAGAAGGGUAACAGCUCACACAACUUGUCAUACACGCGGUGGGGAAACGGGGAGCCAGGUGUUGCUGUGAACGGCAUGUGUGCUUCAGUAUUCCCAAACCCAAGCAUGGAUUUCCAAUGGGAAACUAUACACUGCUGUACUCUACUGAAGUCUAUCUGCUACACAAGGGCUCAGCACUUUUCUCUGUACAUUCCGAUCUCAGAUGAGAUGUCAGAUGAGACGGAUAAUAAUUCUAAUGUUCCAAAAAAGAACGUUUAAUAAU
Molecule: messenger RNA, 1731 nt
Organism: Sinocyclocheilus grahami
Lineage: Eukaryota; Metazoa; Chordata; Actinopteri; Cypriniformes; Cyprinidae
Exons: 3
Coding region: 18-1727 (569 amino acids)
Source: RefSeq, a predicted model, not a curated record